Molecule: messenger RNA, 1429 nt
Organism: Apis dorsata (giant honeybee)
Lineage: Eukaryota; Metazoa; Arthropoda; Insecta; Hymenoptera; Apidae
Product: ubiquitin domain-containing protein 1
Exons: 4
Coding region: 98-820 (240 amino acids)
Molecular function (GO): protein binding
Source: RefSeq, a predicted model, not a curated record
GGUACCGAUUUGUAAUUCAGUGGAUAAGAUGGACGAAAAUGGCAUGUGAGGUGUUGUUAAAUUUUAGUGAAAUGUUUGGUUACAUCAGCCACCUAGGAUGGGAGGCUGCAUAGGUAUAACAAGGGCAAGAAAUGCCUCUGUUGAUAAUACUACAGGAAAUUCUACGAGAGUAAAUUCAGGAAAUUCAAGAAAAAAUCAUCCAUUAUGUCAUGAGGCAAUUAGGUGGAAAUCAGAUGUACCUUUGACAGAAGGACAACUAAGAAGUAAAAGAGAUGAAUUUUGGGAUACUGCACCUGCAUUUGAUGGACGUAAAGAAAUAUGGGAUGCAUUAAGAGCAGGAGCAACAGCAGCAGAAGCUCAAGAUUAUCAAUUAGCACAGGCUAUAUUAGAUGGAGCUAAUAUUUCUGUUCCAAAUGGUUUUUUAACAGAAUGUUAUGAUGAAUUGGGUACCAGAUAUCAAGUUCCCAUUUAUUGCUUAUCAUAUCCAAUUAAUAUUGUGAAAGAAGAUAGUGGAAGAGAUUCUCCUGCUGAUUGUUCAGAACCAAUUGAUAGUGGAGUUGAACAGACAUUGAAGCUAAGAUUAUCAACUACAUUAGGUGAAGUUAAAUUGCCAGUUUACAGUAAAGAUACUAUUGCUACUGCUAAAAAAAAAUUGCAGAGUCAAGAAGGUUUAGAACCAUCUCGUCAAAGGUGGUUUUUUGGUGGAAAGUUAUUAGGUGAUAAAAUGCAUAUAGAAGAAGCAAAAAUACAACCAGGCUAUGUAAUACAAGUAAUUGUAAAUCCAGAAAAAUUAGAUGACAGUCCUGUGAAAACAAGUUGAACUAAUAUUGCACAAGAUACAAGUUAUAUUGAACCAUCUUUCUCUGAUAAACAUAUUCUUACCUGCAUUCAAAGUAAGAAUACAUUUUUUUUUAAUUUUAUAUUGUGUCAUUAUUAAGAUCAGAGCAGCAAUCUUGAAGUGAUUUUUUAUAAUAAAAUGCACUUACAACGUAACUUUCGUAAAAUAUAUAUAUAUAAAUAUAAAUAUAUAUAAUAUAUAUAUAAUAUAAGACAUAAUAUAUUUAUAUAUAUUAUAUAUAUUUAUAUACAAUUGUUAUAAGGAUUAAAUAAUAUUGCGUUUAAAUUGUGGGUUGUGAUUAUUUAAUUUUUAUUAAUUUAUAAACUAGUUCAAAAAAAAUGCUAACUACAUACAAAAAUAAACUCUUAAAGAAUUUUGAUUAACAUUGGUUUAAGUUAAAUACUUACAAAAAAGAUUAUGAAUAAUUGGUAUUGAGAUAACAUUUACCUCAUAGCAGGAAUGUUGUUAUACUUAUUUGUUAUUACCAACAAAGGUGCUGGUGCUGUAACACUUGGGAAACUAAGUAUUACACGUAGAAAAUUAUUCUAUGCUGCUUAUUAAACAAUGUUGCAUAAUUAUAUAAUAUAAAAA